CGUAGGCAAUAUAUACUCAUUUGGGCUAGGCAUUAAGGCACACUCAAUUGGGAUCGAAUGGAAUGAAGGAAGGAAUCACCGCAGAGUCUAAUUACCUCCUUCUCCGCCACAUCUCCCAAAUAAUUCACAUUGCAAACUCGGCAUUAUCUUCCCACGCCUACGCUGUGUAUCUGCCAUUGCAACCAUGGCGACCAAGAGGAAGACAAUUCUAAUCACAGGCUGCUCUUCUGGGGGUAUUGGUGCCGCCCUUGCCCGCGCCUUGGCCAACCAGGGCCACCACGUCUUUGCGACGGCGCGGAACACCGCCAAGAUACCCGCCGAACUCACCGAGUUAUCCAACGUCUCGACGCUGCAGCUCGACGUCACAUCACCCACCUCAGUCGCACACGCCGCAAGUGUCGUCGGCGAAGUCACGGGGCAGCUGCAGGGCGUCAGGGGACUCGAUGUGCUGGUCAACAACGCCGGAUUCGGGUACACGAUGCCGAUCCUCGAUAUCGACAUAGAGGAGGCUCAGAAGGUCUACGACACGAAUGUUUGGGGGCCAUUGAGAACCAUCCAGACCUUUUCCGACCUCCUGAUUGCGAGGAAAGGACGCGUGGUCAAUGUGAGCAGCCUGAGUGCAGUUCUGAACCCGCCGUGGUAUGCGACGUAUGCCUCCUCUAAGGCGGCCCUAACUACCCUGUCCGAGACGCUGCGCCUCGAGCUCGCCCCCUUCGGCGUCAGCGUCGUCACCAUCAUGCUCGGCACCAUCGCCACAUCGUUCCACACCAACGAGCCCACCCUCGUGCUGCCGCCCACGUCGCGGUACGCUGCCGCCCUCGACGCCAUCACCACCUGGUCAAAAGGUGAAGCUGGUCCCCAGAGGGCCCCCCUCGAGGACGCUGUGAAGUCGCUGCUCCCCGACAUUGUUGGGGAGUCGAAGAGCGGACAGACAUGGAGGGGCCCAUUUAGUGCGAUUGUUAGGUUUGCGUCAACAUGGUUGCCAACGUUUAUUCUUGACUACCAGCUCAGCGCAGGACAUGGACUCGAUAUGGUGUCUGAGAGUCUGAAGAAAUAAUUAGAAGUAGCUUGAUUUGUUUUCGACGGUGAAAUGUGUCAACACAUUCUAUUUAAUACACCAUUACACCAUAUUACCUCAUUUAUCGUCACUCUUGUCUCCCUUACGAUCCAGAUUCCCAAAUCCCACCCUGGAUUG
This is a messenger RNA of Phialemonium atrogriseum, 1195 nucleotides long. RefSeq lists its product as uncharacterized. Gene Ontology annotation, cellular component: endoplasmic reticulum; lipid droplet. The transcript is spliced from 4 exons. Lineage: Eukaryota; Fungi; Ascomycota; Sordariomycetes; Cephalothecales; Cephalothecaceae. The record is from RefSeq and is a predicted model, not a curated record. Gene Ontology annotation, molecular function: acylglycerone-phosphate reductase (NADP+) activity; triacylglycerol lipase activity. Bases 185 to 1057 code for a protein of 290 amino acids. Gene Ontology annotation, biological process: phosphatidic acid biosynthetic process; triglyceride catabolic process.